AUAAAAGGUAGAAUUAGUAUAGUACUAGCUAAUACUAUACUAGAUUUCUUCAAAGACUGAUUCUAUAUAUUAAAUUCCCUCUAGAAGAACAUGUACCCGUUCACCAUAUUAUUUUUCAAAAUGAAAGCUCUGCUACAGAUGAUGAUCGUGACAAAGUAUACCAAAAGCAACAGAAACACAGCAUAGCGAAACGACGACGUCGCAGAUAGAAAUGAUAUUAAUUAUUCAUCAUCAACUAUUAUUAUUAUUAUCAUUUCCUCUCAUCAUUAUUUAAAAUAUAUUUCUUAUUUAUAUUGAUUCAAUUAGAAAAAGAACAGAAUCAACGGCCAUGGAUUCUGCGUUUAGUCACGACGGUAACUACCGAGCAAAUUUCGUUCGGUUUUUGAUGCAAUCUGUGGGCUGCACUUACGUUUGUUUAUGGAAAUAUAACCCUGAAAAUUACGUUUUCUUCUACUUAGAUGGUUUGUAUUACGAAGAUUUAAAUACCCAGUUGCCUAGCUCAUCCUCAUCAUCAUCAUCAUCUCGAAGUCUUGCUCGGACACUUUUCGAUGAGUAUUGCCAGUCAAUUAUACUUGGGGUCUCUGCAAAUGACCAAGUUCCAGGAUCAGCUUUUAGGAAUAACUCUCCGUACUUGGAGCUGCAAGAUAUUGAGCUUCGGAGAUUGGCUUCAAACGACUCACAAAGGCGAUUCUACGUGGAAGCUGGGAUAAGGACUGCAGUUUUCAUGGGUUGCAGGACUGGAGAGAUUGAAAUUGGUCUUCCAAUUGAGCCUCAGAUGAAGAUGAAAAUGGAUUUAAGAAAUUGGUUUCCGGAAGAAUUUUCAAGUCAAAGCCAAGUUGCGGGGAGAGACCAAGUAGAUCAUCAAAUUAUUAUAUCGAGUCAAACCCAAAUUGUAGAACAGUUAAAUAAUCCAAUUAUUAUUAAGCCGCCAACCGAUACUACUUCUAAUCAAAAUCCACUUGCAGCUGCUUCUUCUUCUAAUUCAUCCUCUUUAAGGUCAUUAUCUAUGGAUACUAACAGCCCUGAAUAUUCAUCUCUUCUCUUCAGUAUUAACAAUAAUCCAACCCCUUCAACUACAACUACCAAUACUACUUCUUCUCAAAUACUUAGUAUAAUUAACAAUAACCCAAAUAACUCUCAAUUGUUAUUACAACCAUGUACUACCACCACUACCACUACUUCUACUACUACACCACCACCACUCCUCACCAUGCCUCAUCAACAAGCAAUGCAAGCCUUUGCUAGCCUCAGACAAGCCCAGUUUCCAAGCUCGGAGAGCGAAGACGCCGCCAUGACAAAAGCAAUUCUAGCAGUUCUGACCUCGAAUUCGCCUGAUCCUACUUCUUCUUCUUCCUCUUCUCUUUACAGCAGUGAUCAUCAUCAUCAUCAUCAUCACCAAUUGAUAAACCAGAAAUCAAGUGCUUUCAAAAGUUAUAGUACUACUACUCAUCAUAUUCACCAUCAUCAUCAUCCUCAUCCUCGAUUGAGUGAUCUGAAUAAAAAUAUGUUCAAGCGAUCAGUUUCUUUCUUUCGAAGCUUGAAUUUCAUGAGGACACGUCAGCGUCUGCAAGAAGCCGCUGCUAAUGCUGCUGCGGCCGGCAACACUGGAACGACGUGUCGUCCGACUACGAGUACUCAGUUGCACCAUAUGAUAUCAGAGCGGAAGAGGCGUGAGAAGCUUAACGAAAGCUUUCAAUCGCUCAGAUCACUACUUCCUCCUGGAACCAAGAAAGAUAAAGCUUCGGUACUAAAUAGUACAACGGAUUACUUAAAUUCAUUGAAAGCUCAAGUGGAAGAGCUUAGUAAGAGAAACAAAGAGUUGGAGGCACAAGUUCUUUCAGCAGCCAUUAUAAGAUCAACCUCUGAUGAUAAUAAUAUUAUUAAUAAUAAUAAAAAUGUGCCCCUGCUUAUUAUUGAUUCUUCAUCAACUACCACUACUGCUGAUCAUGAUGGUGAUGAUCAAACACGAAGAGUGAAUGUUCGGAUACGACACGUGUCCGAAUCGACUUCUGAAGAAGCUCAAAUUGUUGAUCUGCAAUUGAUGAUUACACAGCAGAGAGCUAAUAAUUCCAUAAAUGUUCAAGUUGAGGAUUUUGUACUUAGGAUUAUGGAAUUCUUGAAGAGUGUUAAUCAUGUAAGCUUGAUGUCUAUGGAAGCAAAUACUCAAUUAACUCAAUCAAAUUCCACCACUUCUUCUCUCCAUCGCUUAACCUUGAGAUUAAGAAUUGAGGGAAGUGAAUGGGAAGAAUCUACCUUCGAGGAAGCAGUAAGAAGGGUUGUUGCUGACUUGGCCGCCCAAUAGAAAAAAGUUUUAGCCAAUAGAAACUGUCCACGUCGCAGUCAGCUAAUAAUAUCGAUCAAUUCUCAAGUGGCGGCCCGUCGUUGUCGAUGAUUCCCUCUCACUAAUUUCCUAAAUUAAUCUCAUUUGGGCCCCUCCACUUCUGAGCUACCUCAAUAUAUUUAUAUGCAUGGCUUAAUUUAGAUUAUUUUUUUGUUGCUCGUAGUGCAAAUUUUUGCACGAUUUUGAUGGCAUCCAUUUUAUUAUAGAAACAAUAAAAAUUGGAUUUGUAUAUGACAUGUAGAUGUAGUAAAACAAAACGGUUGAGAUUUUCUUAUUUAUUAUUAUA
This is a messenger RNA of Cannabis sativa, 2627 nucleotides long. Its product is annotated as putative transcription factor bHLH041. The record is from RefSeq and is a predicted model, not a curated record. The transcript is spliced from 8 exons. Gene Ontology annotation, molecular function: protein dimerization activity. Lineage: Eukaryota; Viridiplantae; Streptophyta; Magnoliopsida; Rosales; Cannabaceae. Bases 329 to 2302 code for a protein of 657 amino acids.